This is a messenger RNA of Drosophila ananassae, 605 nucleotides long. Its product is annotated as calmodulin. Bases 110 to 565 code for a protein of 151 amino acids. The transcript has a single exon. Gene Ontology annotation, molecular function: calcium ion binding; enzyme regulator activity. Lineage: Eukaryota; Metazoa; Arthropoda; Insecta; Diptera; Drosophilidae. The record is from RefSeq and is a predicted model, not a curated record.
UUGUAUACACACAUAGCUUUUUUGUACACCACUUUCCUGGAUUAUUUUGUGUUUUAUUGGGUUUUGGUUUUGGUAUUCCCCCUAGUCCUUCCUUUCUGGUCCUUUUUUGAUGGCUGUGAGUCAGUUGACCAAAGAGCAGUUUGACGAGCUGAAGGAGGCUUUCGACAAGUUCGAUGUGGACCGCAAUGGCAGCAUCUCGCCGAGCGAAAUGCGUCGGGCGAUGCUGUCGUUGGGUCACGAGAUCACCGAAGCGGAACUGUUCGAGCUCAUCGACUCGGUGGCCUCGGACGAGGACUACAACAUCCAUAUGAAUGCCUUCAUCCACCUGAUGGCUCCCCGGAUGAUCGAUGUGGACAGCGAGGAGAGCCUGAGGCGCACCUUCAGGCUGUUCGAUCGCGACAAAGACGGCUAUAUCGGUACCCAGGACAUGCGUUCUACUAUGCAGGUCCUGGGCAUCGUUCUAACCGACGACGAAAUCAAUGACAUCUGCCGGGAGGUGGACGUCGACUGUGAUGGUCGCAUAAAUCUGCGCGACUUUAUAAACUUCAUGUAUAGUGCCGUAUAGUCACUAUAGGGCCGCAAUAAAAAUUGAUAUUGAAAAUUUG